Prosopis cineraria is the source of this 2427-nucleotide messenger RNA. RefSeq lists its product as uncharacterized. Gene Ontology annotation, biological process: lipid metabolic process. NCBI's taxonomy places the organism in Eukaryota, Viridiplantae, Streptophyta, Magnoliopsida, Fabales, Fabaceae. The record is from RefSeq and is a predicted model, not a curated record. The coding region runs from base 395 to 2206 and encodes 603 amino acids. The transcript has 9 exons.
UGAAAGGAUUGGGCAUUGGCCUUGGGGUAAGCCGUCCUCUUCGCUGUAACUUCUCGAGUCAUCUUACUGUUCAUCCGGCCUCGUCUAGCGAGAGCGACACUGAGCAUUUGCUAUAAUUUUUCCAUCUGUCGAGUUAAUUGGUUCGUUUGCGUGUAGUUACUGCUGCUUUCUCACCUAUAACGCCGCCACGGAGGUUCAAUGAGUCUAGCUUAUUAUCCGCUCACCCGCCACACUCCGCACCCCAACCGUCACCUUUAGUUCUCUGAAACUUUCACUAACACCCCCACAUAAUCAAACCCUUUUUCUUUGAAAAUGAAAAUGACUUGCCGAUACGUGAAGCGACUGCUGCAUAAUAUAUGAACAUGAGUCUCUGGUUAAUGGUUAUGUUGCUUGGAUGAUGAGUUCCGCAAGAUUAAAGCACCUCAUGUCUGAUGUUAUAAAACAUGAAGCCCCUUUGAAAAGAAAGCUGCUUUGCCCUACAGCAAUCGCUUUAAUCAUGUUGGCAUUAGUAUUUCAUCUGGACAGGGUCAUGCGGCAAAUCUUAAACACCCUGCUCUUCAACAGACUUGCUGUAUAUUUUUUGCUGCAAUAUUGUGCUAAAGGGCUUCUCAAUAAAGAGGAACCAUAUUGGAAGUACAUGCACGGUAUUGUUAACUGGAAUCAACUGCAUAGGUCAAUAGCAGAUAAGGUUGAAGGAGGUGAACUUAAAAAAAUGGACAAAACACCUGAACCUUCUCUCGAUAAGAAGAUAGACAACAAUAUCUGGGUUAGCAAAUACAGUUCUGAUGGUGAAGAUCCAGCUGAUAGUAAGUGGAAGUUAGAGCUGGCUUGGCUCACAAAGGCACUGGAACCAGCUCUGCAAUUGUGUAGGUGGGCUCUGCCAACAGAAUACGCAGGAGAUGAAAAUUGUAGAAGUGGAAGCAAUCCUCCACCAAGCAACCGAUCCCUUUUGGAAAUAAUUAGUAGGAUCCAACGAAGCAAGGUUGGAAUCCAGGAUUGGAGCUUGAGUGACCUUACAAUUGGCCUGUAUCUUGUAUAUCUUCGUCAAGCUUCUGGAAAUGCAUUUGAAGAUAUCAAAGGAAUCCAGAUCUUAUCGGAAUCAAUAGUCCAAGAUCUUAUAUACUACCUUGAAUUGGCUAAAGGUGCUUAUAGGGAUAAUGCUGCUGGUAUUGCAAGGAACAGCAUGCUCCGAGAAAGCAAUGUUUUGAAGUUUGUUAAAAGUUCCAGUGUUAUGAGGCCUGGCUAUUAUAUAGGGGUUGAUACCCGUAAGAAACUUGUUAUUUUUUGCAUUCGUGGAACCCAAACUGUUUCUGACCUUAUCACUGAUGUUGUUUCCUCAAGUGAUGGUGAAGUCACCUUUGAGGGCUAUUCAACCCACUUUGGAACUGCUGAAUCUGCUCGUUGGUUUCUUUAUCAUGAGAUUGGAACCAUAAGGCAAUGUUUGGAGAAACAUAAGGGAUUUAGGGUAAGACUGGUGGGUCAUUCUCUUGGAGGUGCUAUAGCUUCCUUAUUAGCGAUAAUGAUGCACAGAAGGUCAUCUAAGGAGCUCGGUUUUAGCCCUGAUAUUGUAUCUGCUAUUGGAUUUGGUACUCCACCAUGUGUCUCUGCAGAACUUGCUGAAAGCUGCUCUAGCUACGUAACAACAGUUGUCAUGCAGGAUGACAUUAUACCUAGGUUAAGUGUAGCUUCCCUAACAAGGUUGAGAAAUGAAAUUCUUCAAACUGAUUGGAUGAGUAUGAUUGAGAAAGAAGACUGGAAAAGCGUCAUAGAUUUGGUUACAAAUGCUAAGCAGGUUGUUUUGUCAGUUCAAGAUGUAGCUCGCAAAUUUGUUGAUUAUGCAAAUUUCAGGAGAAACAAAAGUUUAACUGAUGCUGCCAUAGGCAAGGAGUUGCCAGUUGCUCCUGGAGCCCUUGUGGAUAGGAAGGAGACUUCUAUUGCCCUGAAAACUGGGGGAGACGAGUCUAAAGUACAUGAGGAAUUAUUCAUACCCGGGAUCGUUUACUGUCUACAAAGGAACAUGGGCUCCCAAACUGAUGGUGGAAAGCAAUAUUUCACCCUACUGAAGAGGCAUCCUGGUGAGCAUUUCCAGAGGAUAAUCCUUUCAAGCAACUUGAUCUCAGACCACAAAUGCGAUAGCCAUUACUAUGCUUUAAGAGAUGUACUUAAAGGGUUGCCUUGGAGUGGUGAGGAAGGUAUUUUCAAAUAAUGAACCUUUUCUCUUUAAUUUUUAAUUUUAAUUUUAAUUUUUUUUUUGGGGGUGAUGCUGCUAGAAUUUUAAAAUAUAGAUGGUGGCUUUGCAGUCUUGUAGUCAGAAAUCAGAUUAGGAGUUAGGGACGGCUUAGUAUAGCAAGUUUGUUAGUUGAUUGAUGACUUGAUGUAAACAAAAAGGAAUAAUAAUGGAUAAUUGUGCCUAUUCUUUUGCCUCAA